Messenger RNA from Lathyrus oleraceus (garden pea), 1518 nucleotides. Its product is annotated as zinc finger protein CONSTANS-LIKE 13. Gene Ontology annotation, molecular function: zinc ion binding; protein binding. The record is from RefSeq and is a predicted model, not a curated record. The transcript has 4 exons. NCBI's taxonomy places the organism in Eukaryota, Viridiplantae, Streptophyta, Magnoliopsida, Fabales, Fabaceae. The coding region runs from base 261 to 1331 and encodes 356 amino acids.
AUUUCAUUUUGUACUUUAGAACAUUUGGAAGAUAUCUUGUAAUAUUUUAUGAGUUUUAUUUUGUUUUAAAUUAGAACCACAAAAAGUGAAUUGAAUUAUCCUCAAAAUGCAACUAACUACUCCUUGUUCUCCAAGUAACACUCGCAUGCCAAAUUCUUCUUUGCCACUCUCUUUAAACCAUAUCUCAAACCUCACCUAACUCACAUUUUCUCACACCUCUCUCUCUCUUACACACACAGUCACAGUAAGAACUAUCAACUAUGGAUGGUUCUCCUGCAAACCCUAACCCUUCACACAAACCAAAACAACCGCUUCGACCCUGUGACUAUUGCAGCAAUUCAACCGCAGUUCUAUACUGCAGAGCCGAUUCAGCCAAACUCUGUUUCUCUUGCGACCGUGAAGUCCACUCUACGAACCAGCUUUUCUCGAAGCACACGCGCUCCUUAAUCUGUGAUUCAUGCGAUGAUUCCCCUGCUACUAUACUCUGUUCAACGGAAUCCUCUGUUUUCUGUCAGAAUUGCGAUUGGGAGAAUCAUAAUCUCUCGCUUUGUUCUCCGCAUGAAAGAAGACCUCUUGAGGGUUUCACUGGGUGUCCUUCGGUUACUGAGCUGUUGGCGAUUGUUGGGUUGCAGGAUAUUGGGAAAAAAUCGUUGCUUUUUCCUGAAGAAAGUUUUGGGGAUGGGUUUCUAGGGUAUGAGAUUGAAGGGGUUUCUGAUAUGUUUGUUUGGGAUGCUCCUACUUUUGUUAGUCUUGAUGAUCUUGUUUCUUCUUCUCCUUCUUCUCAUAACUAUAGUGCUAUGGAGGUUCCUCCUUUGCCCAAGAAUCGUAAGGCCGCUUGUGGGAGACAGAAAGAAGAGAUUUUAAGUCAGCUUCGCGAGAUGACAAAGUCUGAGCCCUUGGAUCAGGAAGAUUAUAUGCCAUCAAGGAGUUUGUCUAUAGAUUUUGAACACGACACUAAGGCUGAUAUUGUUCCUAUAAAUGAGUGGCUCAGAGAAAGCAGCGAACCAAUUUAUCAAGUUGUACCUGUUGAUACAUCAAUCAGAGCUCAUACCGAAGAAAUUCCAGUUAAACAUUCUGUAUCUUCUGUCGGGGAGUCUCAUACUCACAUGACACCUUCAGAAUCUAUUAAGUCUGAAACCUUGUCGACUACUUUUAAACCUCUUCCUCCUCCAUAUGAAUUAGCGAGUCAAGAAAGGGAUUCUGCAUUGUUACGGUACAAGCAGAAGAAGAAAACAAGAAGAUACGACAAGCAUAUAAGGUAUGAAUCACGAAAAGUUCGGGCGGAAACCAGAACACGGGUUAAGGGCCGAUUUGCUAAGAUAGAGCAUUGAAAUCAUGGUAGGCUGCCUGCUACAACAACGUAGCUAAAAUUCUUGGUUCGUGUCGCAUAAAUCAUGUAACAUGUCUCUUGUAUAGUGAACUUAUUUAAAUUUUGCAUGUAUGUAAGGUAAGAUGUAUCGAUCCUUGGAUCCCGAGGUUUUGAAGUUAUGCAAUAUCAAAGUAGUAGUAUUGCUAUCA